ACCAUAAUGCUGAUGUGGCCCUCGGUGAAAAUGAGUUUGACAUCCCUGGUUUAGAUGUAUUUGGGCCAUAAAGGGUGACAGCACGUCGCACCAGGGGUGGACUAGCAAGCAGUAAGCGCUGGGCUGUGUUGUUCACAUGUAUGGGCACCAGGGCUAUACACAUCGAAGUCAUUGAGUCGAUGGAUUCCUCAAGCUUCCUAAAUGCUCUGCGACGGUUCUUUUCCAUCGGAGGACCAGUCAAACAAAUCAGGUCCGACUGUGGUACCAAUUUCAUCGGGGCUUGCAGAGAGCUGAAGAUGGAGGCCGUUCAGAGCAACAAGGAGGUCCAAGAGUACCUGAACCACAAAGGGUGUACUUGGGUCUUCAAUCCACCGCACUCGUCUCAUAUGGGAGGCAGCUGGGAAAGAAUGAUUGGCAUCACCAGGUGCAUCCUGGAUUCCAUGAUGCUGAAGGUGGGCUCAUCCAAGCUUACUCACGAAGUCUUGACUACGUUCAUGGCGGAAGUCUCAGCCUUCGUGAAUGCUCGUCCAUUGGUUCCUGUGUCGACGGAUCCAGACUCCCCCUUCAUUUUGAUGCCAGCGACACUCCUCACCCAAAAGGUUGCUGUAGUUCUUCCUCCCCAAGGUGAAUUCGACGAUAAAGACCUCUUCAAACGGCAGUGGAGGCAGGUUCAAAGCCUUGCCAACACCUUCUGGCACCGCUGGAGGACGGAGUAUCUUCCUACCCUGCAGAGCCGUAGGAAGUGGCAGACAGAGAAGCCCAACCUCAAGGAGGGAGACAUUGUGACGCUGAAAGACAGUCAACUGAAAAGGAACGACUGGCCCAUGGGCAUCAUCAUGAAGACCUUUCCCGGCAGGGAUGGGAAAGUGAGAAAGGUUGAUGUCAAGACAGCAAGAGAAGCGUCAUGCAAUAUCUUUCUGUGUCCAGUUUCGGAGACUGUCCUACUACUCCUCUCUCCAGAGACUGAUAAGUGACUAAGUUAUAAUGCUAAUGUUGGCAUCUUUACAGAUACCAGACUGGGAGGGUUCUGGCCCCUGUGGUUGGUUUGGGUUAAUAUAUUUUUGUUAAUUCCAUUUGGCCACUAUGUGGCUCUGUUUCUGAAAAGGUCUGUUGUUUGCUCAAGUUUACGACCUGUAAAGAAGAAUCCUAGUUAGCAAAGAAAAUUGUGACAGACACUUUGUGAAGCAGAUCAGAAAUAUCAAACACCAUCCUUCAUGUAAUUAUUUGGUAAAAGCAUUGUCUGUAAGUAAAAUUACUCAGAAUAUACUUACCUUUCAAUUUGUGAUGAUGUUUUAUAUGGGUUAUCGUUUACGUGAUAUAUUUAUGUAUUUUCUUGAUUGUCCUUUGUAACUGUAAAUCAUGGCUGUUUUCCUUAUUCAUUUCAGUUUUACACAUUUCCUAACACUGUAACGGGUGACAAUAAAUCAUUCAAUUCUACGGUGACUGGAAGGACUUUAGCUAUCUGUUAAGCUUAAGAAAGGGGACUCUUUUGCGAGGGCAGAAUACUUCACAACCACAAAACGUUCUCUUGUUUCAUUUCACAACCUUCCAUGAUCCUCUUUAAACCAAUCUUUUAUGUAACUUUCUAAUCAUUUCCUCAUAAUAUUUCACAUACAUUUCUUCAAACCAAAAUAAAACAUUUGUGAAAAACACAGCUUCAAAAUAACCCAAACUGGAAAAAUGCCAUCAAUUGUUUCCAUGUCAAUGGAUAUUUGAUGUGCAAGUGGUUAUUAAAAUCUGAUAAUAAAGUUACAAUUUCAAACGAAAUCAACUAAACAAAACAAAU
Molecule: messenger RNA, 1786 nt
Organism: Hypomesus transpacificus
Lineage: Eukaryota; Metazoa; Chordata; Actinopteri; Osmeriformes; Osmeridae
Biological process (GO): DNA integration
Molecular function (GO): nucleic acid binding
Source: RefSeq, a predicted model, not a curated record